GUGAGUCAUUUGGUACUCAUCAUCAUCAUCGUCUGGAGAGACUUGAAGCACCUGAAGGUCGGGCAUUUAUACCGGCAGAUGUGAGGGGCUCUGCAGGAUGAGCGCACUUGGCUUUCUCUUUCACAGUCUCCAAGUGCGAGUCAGCAAUCACCACCGUGUCCAAAUGUGGCUCAGGCGAGCCGUCGGGAUGUGAAAUUCAAACUCAAAGUUGAGGCACUGGAUUCUGUCGGUGUGUUGAAGCUGAAUCUGCACCUGGGUUCAACAGGAAGAGCCUGAAUGUUGACUGAACUACUGCUCACCUACCAUUUUACCCAGAAAAGUGGCUUCUUACUUCAAUUUUUUUAGACAUUUAAGGACUUGAAUGUUGCUCCCAAACUGCAGUUUUUGGUUCAUAAACAUGCAAAUAUUUUUCUAGAUGUGAACACCAAUCUGCGUAUCCCCCCUGUAAUGCUUUUCUAACAGUGUUUUUGUACCAGCUGCAUACAGUAAUCACAGUUUUAACAACACUAACAUUCUCAAAAUGGAUUACCUGAUUUCGGCACAGUAGAUUUUUAGUCUGCAUAUAUUAUACUUCUCUCAGUGUUUCUGCAUGCAUCCUGUAGUUUUUGCUUUGCCAGAGUAAUGGCUCAUUUGCCAGAGGCACCAUCAUUCAAAUUAUGUUGUGACAAGACAGACUUAAUGUGAUCAUUACUCUAAUGGCUUUUAUAAGAAUGCCCUUUUCUUUUGUAAUGAAAUAAUAUUAAAUAGGUGUGUGUUACAGUCCACCUUUGCUGCGCAGAGCAGUGUUGAACUUCAGCUUAGUAUUGGAACUAAUGGUUCCUGUGCUGGACAAUAUGACCCCAGCGCCUCAGACACAGAACUGCUCCAACUGCAGCCAGGUUUUAGUCCCAGAGCUCAACGUGGUCAAGGCUGUAGUUUUGGGCCUGGUGCUUGGCAUCUUGAUUUUGUUUGGAAUCGUUGGAAACAUCCUCGUAAUCCUCUCAGUGGUUUGCCAUCGCCACCUGCGGACAGUCACACACUAUUUUAUAGUUAAUCUGGCAGUGGCAGAUUUGCUGCUAAGCUCCACUGUACUACCCUUCUCUGCCAUUUUUGAGAUUGUGGAUCGCUGGGUGUUUGGACGGGCCUUUUGCAAUGUUUGGGCAGCUGUGGAUGUGCUCUGUUGCACGGCCUCCAUCAUGAGCCUCUGUGUGAUCUCUGUUGACCGCUACAUUGGAGUCAGUUACCCUCUGCGCUACCCGGCCAUAAUGACAAAGCGCAGGGCGCUGCUGGCAGUGAUGUUGCUCUGGGUGCUGUCUAUCAUCAUAUCUAUUGGACCUUUGUUUGGCUGGAAAGAGCCGGAACCUGAGGACGAAUCCAUCUGCAAGAUCACACAGGAGCCAGGCUACGCUAUCUUCUCUGCUGUGGGCUCUUUCUACCUCCCUCUGGCCAUCAUACUGGCCAUGUACUGUCGGGUUUAUGUGGUAGCUCACAGGGAGAGCCGGGACCUGAGGGAAGGCCAUAAGACAGAGAAGUCAGAUUCAGAGCGGGUGAUACUCCGGAUACACAGAGGCAACACAACUGUAUCAGAGGACGAGGCCCUUCGUAGCCGCACACAUUUCGCUCUUCGACUGCUCAAGUUCUCACGUGAGAAGAAAGCCGCCAAGACCUUGGGCAUUGUGGUUGGCUGUUUCGUGUUGUGCUGGUUGCCCUUUUUCCUGGCGCUACCCAUCAGCUCCAUCUUCCCUGCAUACAAACCUUCAGAAACUGUCUUCAAGAUCACUUUCUGGCUCGGUUACUUCAACAGCUGCAUCAACCCCAUCAUCUACCCGUGCUCAAACCAGGAGUUUAAGAAAGCUUUCCAGAGUUUACUCGGAGUUCACUGUCUGAGAACGACUCCCAGACCACAUCUUCACCAUCUGACUGCAGGUCAGAAUCAAGCACAGGCUCACAGCCAGCCCCUCGCUCUGAGCCUGGACACUAGGGGGGCUCCCUGUCGGCUCAGCGCUUCCUCCUCUAUUGUCCUGUCCAGAACCCCCUCUUCCAGGGACAGCCGGGAGUGGAGGGUCAUUCCUGGAGUCCCCAAAGGCGGAUCUGGAACGGCCAAGACGAGCAGGGAUAAAGUGGCCAAACUCUGCACUAAAAGCUUCCGUCAGACCUGCUGUUGCAUCAUCAGUGGUGGGACUCCCCCGCAGGACUCAAACUGCGCCCAGCCCCCUCCUCUCGGAAACCUUCCCACCAUUAAAAUCCACAAACUGUCCCUCUCAGAGAAAGGAGAGCCUGUAUAAGCACUAUAAUCCUUCAUCCAUUAGUUAUGAUUCCUCUUUCAAGGUUACGGAUGAGAAUAUAUUUCCUGUUGCUCUAUUGGAUGAGCUGUGUUGGAGUGGUGGCUGGAUUGAAAUUUUAUAUUUACAAUUUAUAUAUCUCUUUGUGAUUUUCCCUGGAUGUAAGAUCGUCAAAUCGUCUAUAUUUAUCAUAAAUACUAUAUUUUUUCCGCUUUAAGAAGACAGCUUUUUAGCUUUCUGAACACAAGCCGCAGAAUACAACUUGGGAGAGAUCAAGUGUAGUGAAGUGAAGAAAAAAGCUCUCCCCUGAAGUGGAUCAAAAGAAAAGAAAAUGCACACAGUAAAGAGACCAAAAGAUUUUUGAAAUGUUCACAUAUUUUAUAUGAGAGAAGAGCAGUUCAAAUGUAUACAAAUGUAAGUAGGAAAGUUUUAUAUAUUGUAUGAUUUCACCAAAUGUUUCAGAAAUGUUGGCCAGUGUUGCUCCUGUUGUCUCCAAAUGCUGUUCCUGUAUUUAAAAUGUUCUUUGUGUACUUCUCGGUGCACAGUAAAUACGAAGGGACCCUGCGUACUCCCAUGUCACGUUACAAUAAAUUUGUAUGACAAAUUUCUACGAAGGGAUUUAUGAGGAAAUGUUUGGACCCUUGUGUCCUUUUUUGGAUGAUUCACUGAAUACAUAGCCCCUGAAAAUGUCUAAUUCAUCCAUCCACAUUCCCACAAUUUCAUACACCCCCGUGCCGUGCCAGAUGGGCAUCUUAAUAUACUUCUGUGGAAUUUCAACUGACCUUGUGGUUGCUGACCUCAAUCCUGACUGGCCCACAAGCCUCUUAAAAAAAUCCACCAGAUUUAGAGAUGUCAAAUUAAGUCAUACACAGUCUCAGACAUUCUUCUCUCAGGCCGUACUCCUUGUGUCAGUACUUUCUUAGCUGCCAUCCACAUGCAAAGUCUUGUCAUUCCUAAGAUCUGCUGUAGGUGCUGCUUUCCAGUGUGCAAAGGUGAAAAACUGGGUGUAUGUGAGUGCGAGUUCAAGGUUGCAAAGUGUCUCUCUUUUUACGCAGAGCGAUCAAAGGGCAUUCUCUGCUAUUGAUUUUUUGUCUCCCUCUGUAGUAUCAAGAUGUACACCAUUUGCAAGUGCGAGAGGGAAGAGAUGCAGUCAUGUGUUAAGUGCAGUAGAAGUUAUCCACAGGGGAGUGAACCGGCAAUGAAAGUGCUUGUCUGUGUCCGCAUUGUCAUUGACUGGCAUGUCUGUGAACCUGUAAAUCACACUAUCUCUGAGCAGAAGGAGAGGAAGCUACCAGCCACAACAAUAACCUACACAGACGACCUAAUUCACCCCUCUAUCUAUUGUCAUUGUCUGUAGGGAGUGGUGGAAUUAUGCACAAAACCUCAACCUAUGAAUACCUUUAUAAAGAUACAUCAUCUUCCAAAUGCAUUCGCUGUAAUGAAUACCAUAAUUAGAUCUGCAGCCUGGAGCCAGAUAUAGACUGGGACAGAGUAACAACCCCCCCUCCCAUGUGUUCCACCAGCACUUCCUUUGUAUUCAUGGUUAAAAUAUCAAUAAGUAUAUAAUCUACAUUUCCUCAGUAUUCUUUUAAUAUUAUGUUAGACAAUAAAUCCCUAAAUUCACAAUCAUUGACUCUUAAGGGGAAUAACAUUAAUCAUAAAUGCUUCCAGUUAUUAAUGUUCGUGAUGAGAUUGUAGUGAUGACAAAUCAGUUCUGGAUUUAUGACAGUGGUGUCUGUGUUUCAGUGGAUUAAAAGCAAAGC
This is a messenger RNA of Cottoperca gobio, 4024 nucleotides long. It is a transcript of the gene adra1aa, whose product is annotated as adrenoceptor alpha 1Aa. Bases 813 to 2264 code for a protein of 483 amino acids. Gene Ontology annotation, molecular function: alpha1-adrenergic receptor activity. Gene Ontology annotation, cellular component: plasma membrane. Gene Ontology annotation, biological process: cell-cell signaling; adenylate cyclase-activating adrenergic receptor signaling pathway; positive regulation of cytosolic calcium ion concentration. The record is from RefSeq and is a predicted model, not a curated record. The transcript has 3 exons. NCBI's taxonomy places the organism in Eukaryota, Metazoa, Chordata, Actinopteri, Perciformes, Bovichtidae.